This is a messenger RNA of Pestalotiopsis fici W106-1, 780 nucleotides long. RefSeq lists its product as uncharacterized. The transcript has 2 exons. The record is from RefSeq and is a predicted model, not a curated record. Gene Ontology annotation, molecular function: oxidoreductase activity, acting on the CH-OH group of donors, NAD or NADP as acceptor. The coding region runs from base 1 to 780 and encodes 259 amino acids. Lineage: Eukaryota; Fungi; Ascomycota; Sordariomycetes; Amphisphaeriales; Sporocadaceae.
AUGGCAUCUCUCGAGGGAACAACAGUACUCGUGACGGGCGGGGCCGGCGGCCUCGGCAAGGUGAUUGCGACAACCUACCUAGAGGCGGGCGCCAACGUGGCCAUUUGCGACGUCAACGAGGCGCGCCUGGCCUCGACGCGUGAGGAGCUCGAGUCGACGGGCCGGUUCCUGGCCACCAAGACGGACAUCACCGACGAGGCGGCCGUGGACGCGCUCGUCGACGAGGUCGUGGCCAAGUUUGGCCGUCUCGAUAUCCUCGUCAACAAUGCCGGCAUCAUGGACAUCUUUGAUCCCGUCGGUGAGCUCAGCAAGGACCGCUGGGACAAGAUUCUGGGCGUCAACCUUACCGGCAGCUUUCUGUGUAUGCGCGCCGCCGUGAAGGCGUUUGAGAAGCAGGAGCCGGUUGGUGGUACCAUUAUACAAAUUGGCAGUGCAGCCUCGAAUUUGGGCACCUGCGCAGGCGCCGCCUACACAGUGAGCAAGCACGGCGUGGCGGGGCUGGUCAAGAGCACGGCAGGCUUUUACGGCGACAAGGGCAUCUACGCCAUUGCGCUGCUGCUCGGCGGCAUGAGCGACACCAACAUUGGCGAUGCGGCGGGCGGUUUCGGUGGCUUCAACGCCACGGCCUAUUCCAGGUCGGCUGCUGCCACAUUCAAGCCCGAGGAAGCCGUGCCGCUGCGCGAUGUGGCAAAGUACUGCGUCUUCUUGGCUGAUCGGUCCAUCGCCGCCACGGCCAAUGGUAGCUGUGUGCCGUUUGCCAGGAAUUGGCCCAGGCAGUAG